AUGACGACUCUGACUACCGGUCUUGAUCGGUACCGAUUUUCUGAAAAUACGGAAAGCUCUUCUUCGACUCUUGAGACACGUACAAGAGAAAUCAAUGGUGAUACCGAACGACUCCAUCAACGUUUACGUGACAUAGCACAAGCAGUGCUCAAUGAUGAAGAUGACCGAUAUGAUGGACAUGAUGCAGGCAGAUCAUCGCCUCGACGUUUAUCACCUGUUCGAGGUGGUGCCGGUGGCACUGAUCGAUUCGAAUCACCUGAUCGAGGUUACAGUCGUAUUCGUUCACCACGAUCUCGCUCACCUCAACGUGCGACUCAAGCCUCUCGACCACAUUCCCGUAAUGUUUCACCAUCGUAUGGCGACAGUACAUUCAGUGCUGUUCAUGCUGCUUUGAACAAACGUCAAGUCCAGGUGCAUGAUUUACAAACCAAGUUAGAUGGGGCACGGGAAGCAAAUCAACAAUUGAAGGAUCAAUUGAAUCAAAGCGAUGCUGAACGACGACAAUUGGAUCAAAAAGCGGCUUCGUAUAAACUACAAAUCGAGGAGCUACGAAGACAAUUUGAUGAUACCGCGAACGAACGUGAUCGAUCGAAAUCAGCGUUGGAAACAUCGAAUUUUGAACGGACAAAUAUGGAAAAAAUUCGUCUGACAUUGAAUUCACAAAUCGAUUCAUUACGUGCUGAUUGCGAUCGUUUACAACAAGCGAAUACGGAUAUUCAACGUCAACGCGAUAUUCUCGAAGAAGAAAAAGAAGAUUUAUUCAAAGAUAAAAUUCGUCAAGUGAAAGAGAACGAACGUUGUAUAAAAAUCAUCGAAAAUCUCGAGAAUAAAAUCUCGCAAUUGAAACAAGAUGUCACAGAAUUACGCGAGCAAUACCACAAAGAAAAACUAGCCAAAGAUGUUCUCACACAAGAAAAACUUGUUCUUUCUGAUGCACUUUCACGAUCUGAAUCUUAUCGCGCUGAAGUCGAACUCGAGAUCAGCAAAGAACGAAGCGAAAGUGCAGCUUUACGAGAUCUUCUUUGUAAAGUUCAAGCACUUAACGAAGGUUUGGCUCAGGAUAAAAUUGAAUUGAAUAAGAUCAUCCUUUUGGUCGAACAAGAAAAGAAUGCGAUUCACAACGAAAAAUCUGAUGUUGAACUUGACAAAUCCACACUCCGACAAGAAUUGGUCAAAGUUGAACAAGAAAAAAUCGAUGUGGAGAACGAACGUGAUACCAUUCAUCAUCGCCUUCAAUUAACAGAAGUUAGUCGUCAACAAAUUGAAGAAGAAUUAAGCAUUGUUAACAAAGAAAAAGCUGAAAUCAUCGAACAAUUCCAACAUAUGACACGAUUGAAAAAUACAUUAGCUGAAGAUUUGAUCGCUGCGAAGAAAGAUAUCCAACGAUUGAGCGAUCAUAAUCUACGGUUGAAUAAAGAAAAAGAAGACUUAACGAAAGAACGUGGUAAUCUCGUUGUUGACUUAACCGGCUCCGAGCGUGACAAUCAAACAUUGAAUUCAACAAUCAGUGCCUUACGUGCUGAGAAAGAAGCUUUAGAAACCAGUCUGUACGAAGCGCAAAGUACCGUCAGUCAACUCGAAGUUCGUAAAGAACAAUUGGAAGGUGAGAAUCAAGAAUUACUUCUUCGCAAAGAACAAUUACAAAAUGAGAUACAACGACUUCAUUUGGAAUUGAAUGGUGAAAUUGAGAAAUCAGCUCGUACUCGUGAUCAAUUACAGCAACGAUUAACUCAACUCGAACAAGAUAAAGAAUCAGCUAUUCGACAACAUCAUCAAGCUCAUGAAGAUGAUGUUGAACGUAUGACACGUGAACGAGAGAAACUUCGUCAGGAACUGGAAGCUGGUCGAGAAGAAAUCAUUCGACAACUGUCACGUGAAAAGGAUGAAUUAAUUCAAAAAUACGAAAAAGAAAAAGAAGAUCUACAUUAUGAAUUGGCGAACAUUGUGACCGAACGUGAUCAAGCAUUAAUCGAAGCAGAAAACGAAAAACAGAAGCUUCUUUCGAUUGCCCAAUCAGAACGAAAUGCCUUAGCGGAAAAACUAUCGUUAACGAAAGAUGAUUUAUUACGUUUACAAGUUGAAUUCGACAAAGUUCGACGUGACGCUGCUUUACGUAACGAACAAGAUCGUCAAGUGAUUGGCUCUUUACAAGAUGAACUGAAGAGAUUCCAAGUGAAAUUCGAAGAUACUGCACUUGCUAAUGAUCGUGAUAUCAAAGCUUUAACUUCUGAUAUUGAACAAUUGCGUCAACAAAAACAAUUGCAAACCCAUGAGAAUUUCGAAUUGAAAACUCAAUUGAAAUUGACUGAAGAUAGUCGUGAUCAAUUAAAACGUGAUUUGAUAGAAAGUAAUCGACGUGUUCGCGAAUACGAAGAGAACUUGACUGUUCAACGAAAAGAAAUUCAGGAUCUGAAGCGCUACUUACAAGAUGAACAACGAGACAAAGAAUUAGCAUUACGUUCAGGUGACGAUCUUCGUACGAAAUUGAAGAGUGUCGAAAAUGAGAAGAUCGAUCUUCGACAAUUAUUCGAAGAAGCCAAACAACGGAUUAUCGGUAUUGUAUACAAGAAAAGCUCCUUUCCAGUAAUGAAAAGUG
Adineta ricciae is the source of this 2596-nucleotide messenger RNA. The record is from the annotation of a GenBank genome assembly. NCBI's taxonomy places the organism in Eukaryota, Metazoa, Rotifera, Eurotatoria, Adinetida, Adinetidae.